Molecule: messenger RNA, 6578 nt
Organism: Pyricularia grisea
Lineage: Eukaryota; Fungi; Ascomycota; Sordariomycetes; Magnaporthales; Pyriculariaceae
Exons: 6
Coding region: 239-6139 (1966 amino acids)
Cellular component (GO): membrane
Molecular function (GO): ATP hydrolysis activity; transporter activity; ATP binding
Source: RefSeq, a predicted model, not a curated record
UUUUGAUCCGACACUCACCCUUGAGCUCUAUCUGCACAACUACAGCCGAGCUGCCAGCUUUAUCCCCGGCAUUUAUUUGUCCCGAUCAGUAAUUCAAUCGUCAUUGCUAGACAAAGACGCUUUUGCACUCGACACAUUGCAUUUUCCUCAUGCAUCAACAUCCCAUUUCAUAGACUCUGCAUUUGCCGGGGUUCACGAUCGUCGUCUCUGUCACCAGCCCCCUAACCAACCCGAAGCCAUGGAGAAGGGACGCGAUGGUGUCAAUGGCAUCCCCUUGAUGGGCGCACAUGACGAAAUCGAAAGAUCACAGUCUAGGACACCCGGCGGUCAUACACGCACCACGUCGUAUCAAUCCAGAGAACUGGCCGAGGAUUUCUCCUACCUGACGGCGAGCGAAACUGCUACCAGAUUACAAACCUCGUUAACUCACGGUCUCACGGCUACCGAAGCUUUGCGACGACAGCAAGUUCAUGGACUUAACGAGAUCCCCCACGAACCUCCAGAACCCCUUUGGUUGCGAUUCAUUGGUCAGUUUAAGGAGCCGUUGAUCCUGCUGCUCCUUGCAUCGGCGGCUGCCUCAAUAUUUCUUGGGAACACGGAUGAUGCCGUGAGCAUAACGGUUGCGGUGACAAUCGUAGUCACGGUUGGAUUCGUACAGGAAUACCGAUCCGAAAAAUCCAUCGAGGCUUUGAGCCACCUGGUCCCAGACCAUGCCCACCUCAUUCGCAACUCCGCAACCAAGCCCGCACAGUCUCGAUCGACGACUUGGCCUGCUAAUAGUGGCCAAGCUGACGAUGACGCCCCGGAGCCGACUGCUUCAGGUGCCACCACCCCGGGGGAGGCGGCAUUGGAAGCAACAUCCGUAAAAGUCAUGGCCGAACAACUUGUCCCAGGCGACCUCGUUAUUUUUACAACUGGGGACCGCAUUCCUGCAGACAUUCGUGUGACGAAAGCGACUGACUUGACUAUUGACGCCUCGAACCUUACCGGCGAGAACGAGCCAGAACGUCUCACGGCUGCGCCGCGACGCCGGGUUGCUCGGCCAUUGUCCCCUUAUGCAGGGUCUAGUCUACAGCUGCCUAGCCCUACGUUCGCAACGCAAUCCGCCCCUGAUUUUAAGGGCCAGGCCGGAGACGACCUCAGCCACGAGCCCAAGAACGUGGCGUAUAUGGGUACAUUGGUUCGGUCUGGACAUGGACAGGGAAUAGUCUUUGCCACCGGGGGGAACACCCACUUUGGCACUAUUUCGCUGAGUGUAUCCGGUACCGAAAGCCCUCGUUCGCCGCUGCAGCUUUCAAUGGAUGAACUGGGCGGGCAGCUCAGCAAGUUUUCUUUUGUCGUCAUCGGCUUCAUCUCUCUGAUUGGAUUUCUGCAGGGCAAGAAGCUGCUCGAGAUCUUCACCAUAUCCAUAUCUCUCGCUGUGGCCGCUAUCCCCGAAGGCCUUCCCAUCAUUGUAACGGUGACCCUGGCGCUUGGCGUGCAUCGCAUGGCCAAACGCAAUGCCAUCGUCAGGAAGAUGCCCAAAGUGGAGACCCUUGGAUCGGUGAACGUUGUGUGCACAGACAAGACAGGCACUCUUACUAUGAAUCACAUGACCACCACCAAGAUGUGGUACUUUGGACAGCAGAGCUCUGUCAACGUGGACUCUGAUGAUGAGUUCACUGAGAUUAAGCCAGAUGCUGCAACUUUGAGAAUUCUGCGCAUUGGGAACAUUGCGAACAAUGCACGCCUCGCGCACCAAUACACCGAGAACGGCGCAGCUGCUAGGGCCGUCCUGUCGUCAACGCUCGGUAAGAAUGAGCACAGCUCGACAUAUACUCGCUGGGUUGGACAGCCCACCGAUGUGGCCAUGCUUGACCUACUCGACAGAUUCAAGGAGCAUGACGCCAGGGGGUCCGUUGGGCCGCGUACCACUGAGACUCCUUUCAGUUCUGAAAGGAAAUGGAUGGGUGUCACCAUUGGUGGCGAGGGUGGUAGCAGAAAUGAUAAGGAGUUCGCUUACAUCAAGGGUGCCAUCGACCGAGUUUUGGCGAGCUGCGACACGUACAUCACUGGAGAAGGCAGAGAGUUCGUCCUUGACUCUAAUCGACGCCAGGAGGCCAUCCAAGCCGCAGAGCAAAUGGCAACUAAGGGCCUGCGUGUGCUCGCGUUCGCAAGUGGUACAGUUAGCAAGCCUACUAGAGGAAAGGGAUCCAUUGCAUCGGCGACUAGGAGUAGUACUCCUGCAGGGAACGGCUCGGAAGACGGUCAUCCCGCUACUAAUGAGGAGCCUUACACCGGCUUGACUUUUGCGGGGCUGGUCGGUAUGAGCGACCCGCCCAGGCCCGGGGUAGCGCGCUCUAUCAGAAAGUUGAUGCGCGGCGGUGUCAAAGUCAUUAUGAUCACUGGCGAUGCUGAAACGACUGCAGUAGCCAUUGGAAGACAGCUGGGAAUGCACAUCGCAGCUCCCAUUGAGCAUGGUGAUAAUCAGGUCAGCGUCCGCCCAGUUCUUCGUGGCGAGGAGGUGGAUGCCAUGACAGAGGAGGAGCUGGCUCAAGCGAUGCAGACAACGACAGUGUUCGCGCGGACCAAUCCCGAUCACAAGAUGAAGAUUAUCCGUGCCCUCCAGAUGCGUGGCGAUAUCGUUGCUAUGACCGGAGAUGGUGUGAACGACGCGCCAGCUUUGAAGAAGGCAGACAUUGGAAUCGCGAUGGGAAGGCAGGGCACCGACGUGGCCAAGGAGGCGGCCGACAUGAUUUUGACUGAUGACGACUUCUCGACGAUUCUACAUGCCAUCGAGGAGGGCAAAGGCAUUUUCAAUAACAUCCAGAACUUUUUGACCUUCCAGCUGAGCACAAGCGCGGCUGGGUUAUCCCUUGUCUUACUCUGCACGGCGCUUGGAUUCAAGUCGCCGCUCAAUGCCAUGCAGAUCUUGUGGAUUAACAUUAUUAUGGAUGGACCUCCGGCUCAAUCCCUGGGUGUAGAGGCUGUCGACAAGGACGUUAUGAACCGACCACCUCGCAAGCGCAACGACCCUGUACUUACCCGAGCCGUUAUUCAGCGCGUUGCGCAGUCGGCCACGAUCGUGAUGGUUGGCACCAUGCUGGUUUACACGCACGAGAUGCUGGAGGACAGGCAGGUGACACGACGAGACACGACCAUGACUUUUACAUGUUUUGUGCUGUUUGAUAUGUUCAACGCACUGGCAUGCAGGUCAGAAUCCAAAUCGAUACUGCGUGGAGAGAUAGGCUUGUUCCACAACACCCUCUUCAACUGGGCCGUUUCAUUGAGCAUUGCGGGACAGCUACUUGUGAUAUACUUUCCCUGGCUCCAAGAGGUAUUUCAGACAGAGGCGUUGGGUUUCAUGGAUUUGGUGCGGCUUGUAAUGAUAUGCAGCACCGUUUUCUGGGCCGACGAGCUGCGGAAGUGGCUCAAAUACGGGCGUAGAAGAGUCGGCAGCAACUACAGCCAAGCGGUAAACUUUUUGCCAAUUGACAUAAACAUCCCCUCCGCAAGACGUACGGCCUACGAGUCUCGCAUUGCCGGACGAUAUGAGCCGACAUUGCACAAGACGGCGCAAAUGUCAGCCCUUUCCAAUGGCCACGCCACAGCAUCCAGCUCCUCGGGCAAGCUCCCGCCGGCAACGGUUGGUGAUGGUGCAGCAGCAGCAGCAGCAGCAGCAGCAGAUGCUGGCCUAGGCCCCAAGAAAGAAUCGAGUACCACCAAAGCCAACGUCGACGCCAUGGUGGCAGAAAUGCUCCGACCCAUUCAAGAAGCAAGCAGCGUCGCCGACAUACGCACGGCGCUCGAAUCCCUCCAUGCCCGCGAGCAGGCCCUAACCAGCCGCCUCGACGGCCUCGUUUCCUCUCACUCGGACCUCAGCCGCGACCUACUCCGGCUCGACAACCUGCGCGCGACCCUGGGGGCCCAGGUGAUUGCCUCACGCACAAUAUCCAACACGAUGCUCUCCGGGGCUGCCGACACGGCUGAGCGCCUGUCGAGCCGCGUGCGCACGCUCGACCUCGAGAAGGACCGGGUCCAGGCCACGCUCAGCGUCGUGGAGCAGGUCGCCGAGCUCAAGGCCUGCGUGGCUGGCGUCGUCGGCAGCAUGGGCGCUCCGCAAGACUGGGAGGCUGCCGCCGGCUACCUGGCCCGCGCCGCGGCGGUGCCCGACGAGAUCCUGCACUGCGGGUUCGCGCGCGCCGUCGUGCCCACCGUCGAGACGCCCGACAGCCCCGCGGUCACGCUCGAGUCGGCGAGGGAGAGCCUGUGCAGCCUCUUCCUGCGCGAGUUCGACAAGGCCGCCUCCGAGGGCGAUGAGGCCAAGGUCACGCGCUUCUUCAAGCUCUUCCCACUCAUAGGCAGGGGAGACGUCGGCCUCGACAUCUACGGCCGGUUCGUGUGCCAGGGCGUGGCUGGCAUGGCCAGGCAGACUCUCCGCGACGGGCCGGGCGUCACAGCCGCCGGCGGGCAGCAGCAAAACACUUUUUUCUUCGCGGGUGCGCUCACCAAGCUCUUUGAGCACGUCGCGCGCAUCAUCGAGGGGCAUGGAGGCUUAGUAGAGAGGCACUAUGGCACCGGCAAGAUGGUCAGGGUCAUCGAGCGACUGCAGGUCGAGGUCGACGUUCAGGGAGGCAUUGUUCUCGACUCAUGGAGCGACGACCGGACGGUGGACAGGAGGCUCAAGGACGUCAAGAGCUAUCCGUUCUCAUUUCUGGUGCAGAGCUUCCUGCCCCAACAGAGGGGUGGCUUCGGGGGCACACCCCGUGUCAACUCGCCCGCCGGCGGUGUGGGGACCAAUGACCCUCGUCAGAGCGAGGAUGAGGGUGUCAACAUGAAGGAGGUGGAUGGGCUGCUUGCUGAGAUUGCCGUCAUGCUGGGCAAGUGGUCGUUUUAUAUGCGCUUCCUUGCCGUGAAGUGCAGAGACAAUUCGACACCUGAAGACACCCCUUUGGUCACUCCUCCUGUCAUCCGAAAUUCCAACCUCUACCGUAAGGUCAACGGUAAACUCAUCAUACCAUAUAACGUCAUGUCGACUUUUUACUUUAGGAGAUCUGUCGAGAAAGCAUUCCAGCUCGACGAGUCUCCAACUGGACUGUCCCUCACUAUGGGCAAGCCGAUGGACGGCAACCCUCCAUAUAUCAUCUCCGCCGUCGAUGAUGUCAUGUACAUCGUAAGCUCAGUCCUCCAGCGGACCUUGUCCACCUCCCAGAUCGAAGUCAUCACCUCUGUUGUCCCUACUAUCGGCAGGGUACUGGGCUCCGACUUUGUGGGCAUGAUCCAGCGCCGAAUGCGGGACGAGACCUAUCCCGUCCCAGCCGUCAAGGGCGGUUUCCCUCCCGAGGACAAGAUCAUCGCGUUUACGGUACUCUGCAACAGCCUUGACAUGGCCAAGGAGUACCUCUCUCGUAUUAUCAGCAGCCGCCUGGGACCCCCAGACAUGCCCGAGUCACUAAACGGUUCUGCCGCCGCGCCUCGGCCCCCAGCCGGCGGACUCAAGGACCUCUUCCCUCUCGAGCGCGACGCCUCGGUCGUCACGCGUGAAUUACAAUCCCUCGAGGCCGCCUUUUCCUCCAAGGCAGGCGACCUCCUCAAAGAAGGCAUCGAAGUACUCUUCGGACAAGUGGUCCGUCCCAGACUCCGGGCGGCGCUAUCCGAGACCUUCCGCGACGCCGACUACGGCCUUACAGAGGAGGACCUCGCCGAGGCGGCGGCGCGCAACGACGAGGACGAGGCAGACUUGGUGGAACGGCUCGAGGCCGUGGGGCGCGUGUUUGAGCAUCGCUGGGACGCGCUCAUGCAGCCGCUCGCUCGCCUGCAGACCCCGCGCACAUACGCCUCGCUGCUCGAGCUGGCCGCCCGCCACCUGUCAAAGGUCCUCGAGCGGCGCGCCUGGGCCGCCGCCGGCAAGGUCAGCGGCUACGGCAUCGUGCGCAUGGAGCGCGACUUCUCGGCCAUGAUCGGCGCCAUCGCUAGGGGCAACUACGCCCUGCGCGAGGAGUUUGCCCGCGUCUCCCAGAUCCUCAUGGUCGCCAACAUGGAGGACGACGAGUGGGACGAGCUGGUGGCCGAGGAAAGUGCCGGGGAAAGCGGUGGGAUGCAGUGGGUGUUAAGCGAGGAGGAGAGGCGCAAGGCGAGGACCAUCGUAGGCUCGCUGUGAUGGGCCGGGGUCACACCAACCAACCAAAAAAAGAGAUACAUACUACCAAAAAGAUCACUUUGUUUGGAGGUUAUCAAGAUAUAUGGCCAACAAGUUGACCUUGACAUGUUGCCGUUUAGCAUAUCGGAAUGAUAGUUACGAUCACCCAUUGGGAACAUAUUUUCAGUUUGUGCCGCAGUUCGUAAGUAGGUUUUUACUACGAAUCAACAUCCUCCAUGUACUCGUGCUUGUGAUGAUCCACAACUCUUGGUUACUGAGACUGUUAUGGCGUUAGGGUAGUGGCUGCGUCUGUAGCACAUGGACUCAAAGCACUCUGUACCCUACAGUCCGUUCUCGAAGCAGGCAUGCCGGCACGCUGCAGGCACCACUGGCUUGAAAUUCAACCCGAGAACAUUUUUUUUUUUUUUUUUUAAAAUGUUCGCUCGUGGCUCAUAAAUCA